This is a messenger RNA of Linum tenue, 2908 nucleotides long. Lineage: Eukaryota; Viridiplantae; Streptophyta; Magnoliopsida; Malpighiales; Linaceae. The record is from the annotation of a GenBank genome assembly.
CAACUUUCCCCAAUUCAUUCAUUCGUUCUGAAAAUCGAAACUUUUUUUAUGUACACACACUGGACCAGACAGCACACUGCUAAUGAUGUUCAUCAGCUUUACAACUACUUUCAUUCAAUACACCCUCUGCUUCUCUUAGCUCUGCCAAUUUGGACUAAAUAAUGUGUGGUUUCGGUAUGGAUAUGAGUCCUCUGUUUUGCUCCUUCAAUUAUGAAAAAUGGGUGAUCCUGGGAAUCGGCCACUCACACUCUUUUGGAUGGUACGGAUGCUAUGGGGGAAAAGGGUUGGUGAUAAUUAAACUUUCCCCAUGAGCUUCUGGAUCAAACUUCACCUUCCCCUGUUUUCCAACCAUAGUCUCUGCUUGCCUGAACCCAGAAAGGCAAGGUCUUUUUCUACCCUGUUAUAGUAAGAUCAAGUGCAGGGGGGGUUGGUGUAGAAACAAAUGAUGAAGCUUUUUGCAGCUGCGGUGGAGGAAGGCAAAGCAGGGGAAAACGGGAAACCAUCAGUUGGUCCUGUUUACCGUAAUCUGCUGUCCAAGAAUGAAUUCCCUUCUCCUGAUCCCGAUAUCUCCACUGCUUGGGAUCUUUUCAGUGUAUCAGUCAAGAAAUACCCUGACAGUAAAAUGCUAGGAUGGCGAGAAUUCGUUAAUGGGAAGUAUGGGGGUUAUCAAUGGAAGACUUACAAGCAAGCAAAUGAGGAAGUUCUGCGCAUUGGUUCUGCAUUGAGAGCCUCUGGUGCUGAACCGGGCUGCCGGGUUGGUGUUUAUGGCGCGAACUGCCCCGAAUGGACUGUCGCGAUGGAGGUAAUGUGUGGUGCGGCUAUGAAAUCGGAUUCGACAUUGCUCCUCUCUUUCUUUCUUUCUUUCUUCCAUAUGAACAUUAUUGGAAGUGACAUGUCAUUCGAAAUUGUUACUAGGCUUGUGCUGCCCACAGUUUGGUCUGUGUACCUCUCUAUGAUACUCUUGAUUAGAUUGAUAAUGUAUGCUAAAUGGGGCGUGAGUGCAGGUCCGAAUGCUGUCAACUUUAUAAUAGAUCAUGCAGAAGUGGAUUUCGUUUUCGUGCAAGACAAGAAAGUGAAUGAACUACUGAACCCUAGUUGCAAUGCUGCUGGACGACUUAAAGCUGUCGUUUGCUUCACUUCCCUGACGAACGAGCACAAGGAGAAAGCAGCUGAACUCGGGACGAAACCAUAUUCCUGGCAGGAGUUUCUAGUGAUGGGAAAGGAGAAUCCAACGGAGAUAGUGCCACCACAGCCAUUCAACAUUUGUACGAUUAUGUACACGAGUGGUACGAGUGGAGAUCCGAAAGGUGUUGUGCUUACACAUGAAACGGUUGCAAAUUUUGUAAGGGGUAUGGAUUUGUUCAUGGAACAGUUUGAAGACAAGAUGACAGUUGAUGAUGUGUACUUAUCGUUCCUACCGCUUGCACAUAUCCUAGACCGAAUGAUCGAAGAGUACUUCUUCAGCAAAGGCGCUUCGGUUGGUUACUACCAUGGGGAUUUAAACGCGUUGAGGGAUGAUUUGAUGGAACUGAAGCCGACAUUUUUAGCUGGCGUGCCUAGAGUCUUUGAGAAGAUACAUGAAGGCAUGCAAGAAUUUCUUUUACACAAGCUAGCCUGGAUGAAUAUGGGUUACAAGCAAAAGUACUCCUCACCAUUGGCUGAUCUAUUGGCCUUCAGAAAGGUGAAGGCGAAACUAGGAGGCAGACUUCGGCUAAUCGUGUCAGGAGGAGCUCCCUUGAGCUCUGAAGUAGAAGAAUUCUUGCGGGUUACUUGCUGCGCUUUUGUAGUCCAAGGCUAUGGAUUGACUGAAACUUGUGGGCCAGCAACGCUAGGCUUCCCGGACGAGAUGUGCAUGAUGGGAGCAGUGGGAGCUCCGGCAGUGUACAACGAGAUACGACUCGAGGAAGUACCCGACAUGGGGUACAACCCACUUGGGGAGCCACCUUGUGGCGAGAUCUGUGUGAAAGGGAAGACAAUGUUUGCUGGUUACUACAAGAACCCUCAACUCACUACUGAAUCCAUUCAGGAUGGAUGGUUCCACACAGGGGACAUUGGGCAAAUAUUGCCAAAUGGGGUGAUCAAAGUGAUUGACAGGAAGAAGAACCUGAUAAAGCUGUCACAAGGAGAGUACAUUGCUCUAGAGCAUUUGGAGAAUGUGUUUGGGAUCACUCCCAUCGUCGACGAUAUAUGGGUGUAUGGAGACAGCUUUAAACCAAUGCUGGUUGCAGUUGUGGUGCUGCAUGAAGAGAAUGCUAUGAAAUGGGCUAAUGCAAAUGGCUACAAGGGUUCAUUCCUUGAGAUCUGUUGCCUUGAACAGCUAAGGCAACAUGUUUUGUUGGAGCUCAAGUCAACUGGUGAGAGGAAUAAGCUGAGGGGGUUUGAAUACAUAAAGGGGGUGAUAUUGGAAGCUAAGCCAUUUGACAUUGAGAAAGACCUGGUCACUGCCACUCUCAAGAAGAAAAGAAACAAGCUGCUCAAGUAUUACCAGGCUGAAAUCGAUGGGCUUUACCAGAAAUUGGGAGCACAGCUUGGGCAUUGAACAAAGAAUUGCGGAUGCAAUAGUUGUGUUUCUUGAUUUGCACGGUGACUUAACCAUGUUUGUGAAACAAUAAAGCAAAUGCCAAAAGCAGUUUGCCAUAUGAGAAGUCCUUCCUUGACAUUGGUCUUCGUUUAGUGAGCAAAGUUUUGUUCAUGCAACCUAUAGUAACUAGGGUGAACAAAAAGACCCGUGGACCGAUCCACUCGUUCAAGACGAUCCAACUCAUCCAUAUUUAUCAUUAACUAGCUUUGAUCCCUGCCCAAAGGGCAGGUAGAUUUUUCCAUUUAUCAUGUAUGUAUAAUCUCAUUAUUAAAAUAAUAAUUUUCGUAAGUUAAAAAAAGUAAUUUAUGUAAAAAAUAUCAAAUAGAG